Molecule: messenger RNA, 995 nt
Organism: Tarenaya hassleriana
Lineage: Eukaryota; Viridiplantae; Streptophyta; Magnoliopsida; Brassicales; Cleomaceae
Exons: 1
Coding region: 228-554 (108 amino acids)
Biological process (GO): cellular response to nitrogen starvation; response to osmotic stress
Source: RefSeq, a predicted model, not a curated record
AAUAGUGAUUUGACUCAACGCAUUAUUAGUCCCUUUCUCACAUUCUCAAAUACAAAUACGCUUCUCUCUCUCUCUCCUCUCUCUCUCUCUCUCUAUAUAUAUAUAUACACACACACACGAAACACUUGAAUUCAUCUCUGUGUGUGUAAUAGAGAAAACCCAGAAACCAAUUUCUCUUGUUUCAACACAUUUCACCCAAAAGAUCAAAGCUUUUUUUUUUUUUUUUGAUGGCUCGUUUGCUCAUUUGCUUCUUCAUAGUCAUGGUCUUCAUGGCAUCAUCAUCAUCAUCCUCAUCAUCACCGAUAUCAUCAAGAAAGCUUUUGGGGAUGAUGAAGAAGCAAGAAAUGGCUGUAAGGGAAGAGAAGAAGAGCCACGUGCCUCACGUGACAAAGUCUACAACGUUAGCUUCACUUCCAAAGGGAAAGGUCCCGAGCAACUCUGCGCCGAGCAAGAAAGGUCACUCCGCCAUUGCCAAUCACAAGCUCUUCGCCCGACAUCUUUACUCCAUCGGUCGCCUCCUUCGCUCUGUUCCUAGCCCCGCUUUUGGCCACUGAUAUCUCUCUCUCUCUCUCUCUCUCUCUCUCUCUCUCUCUCUCUCUCUCUCUCUCUUCCUAUAUACAUCUCUUCUUUCAUUCAACGUGCUUUCCCUUUAUACAAAAUGACUUUCAUUUUAUUUAUCUAAAUACCCCCCAAAAAAAAAUACGAUUUAUUGAACCGUAACGAUUUGUGGGGAGGGGGUCCAAGAUCUUGUUUAAUUAACAUUUGAUGGGCCAAAAAGCAUAUAAUUUUCCUUUUUUGUUCAUUUUCUUAUUUGACGCGAAAAUUUUAUAUAUAGAGAGAGUUUCUCGUGUUUUUAUAUAUAUAUAUAUAUAUCCAUGUAUUUUCUUUUGAAAUACUUGUGAGGACAAAAAAAUUUAGAUAUUCUAUCUUUGAUGUUAGGGUUUUUUUCUUCUUCUUUAGGUUAGUGGAAUUAAUUUCUUUGUAUAUGAUACGGA